AUGCGGAUACGGGGUCGAUCCGUGACGGACGAGCGAGGCGACGCCCACAACACAAGGUCGGGCGAUACGUCAGAUACCCAGCCCGCUGUGGAUGUCGACGAGUUGCACGCCCUCCAGGAGGAGUGUCGGGAUGGCACAUUCGGCUACAAGUGUAACUCCAAGUGCCGAUGUAAGCGCUACCAGACGUGUGAUAAGGUGACAGGCGAGUGUAUCCGGGACGAAUGUGAAGACCAUCAAUGGGGACCAGGCUGCCAACUUUCCAACAACUGUUUUUACAAUGGGCAAGCAAUGUCCUACUUGGGGACGAAAUCUAUUACAAGCGACCUGUAUCAGUGUCAGAGCUGGGACUCUCAGACGCCUCACCGACACGCAUACAAAAGUGCCGAACAGUUCCCGGACAAGACAAUGCCGAAUAAUUACUGUCGGACGACGGAAGACUCUGCGCGUCCGUGGUGUUAUACCACGGACGUUAACAACAGAUGGGAACAUUGUAAUAUAAACAACUGCAACUGUCCAGCCGGCCGAUUCGGCGACAACUGCAUAAAGGAGUGUCAUUGUGCCGAUCUGAGCGAGGCAUGUGAUAGUAUCCUGGGGAUGUGUUCCAGUGGAUGUGCCCUAGGCUGGGACGGAUAUGACUGCCAGCAAGCAAUAGCCUGUCCUGAAAAUCGGUUUGGGUGGGACUGUUCCAAGCGUUGUUUCUGUCAGGACUCUCGACAUUGUAACAGGUUUACGGGACCCUCUAAACAAUGUCGCUGUAUAGCCGGAUAUUUUAACCCGCCAUUUUGUCAAGAAGUGAAACCGCCGACAAUAUUGUCUUUCGAAAACACUGAAGUGAAUCCUGGUCAAAAUACAACGCUCAAUUGUACCGUGACGGCUUAUCCUACACCUAAAGCUAGUGAAAUCGUCAUCCGUGGUCCCGCCCGGAGAAGGAUAACUCUGAUGGACACAGGGGAACUCGAGGUGUACCUGUACGUCAGAUUUAACUUAUACUCGGUGGAAUACGUGAAUCCUGGUGACCGUUUCACUUGUAUUGUUAACUCCGUGGCUGGUACCACGUCGACCACAAUCACCGCCAGUGUGUACGAACUUCCCCGUUUAAGUCGACCCCCAUUCCUAGUUGAUGGUGGACAAGGCAUAAAAGAAAUUCACAUCCGGUGGCAGCGGUGGGACCGGAAGCGUGGUGACACUGGAGACCCGCCCAUCCUGUGGUACAGCGUCAUGGUGCAAGACUUGCAGGAAGGCACAGAACGUUUGGCGGGAAUUGUUUUAAACAUGAAUUGUCAGUACAUGUUUCACUGUAACUUUACCGUCACAGAUCUCCUUCCUAACACCAGAUACGCCAUCAAAGUUUCUGCGCGCCGUGAUGGCGAGGGAGGAGAUGGGCCUGCAGGUCCCUCGUUGAACGUCACUACAUUAUGUGGAGCUCCAGAGCUUCCACCAAUUUUGAGGACGGUAACAUCGGGGUUUGAAUACAACAGUUCCUUCCCACAGACCGAACUCGUGGUCACAUGGAAGGAUCCACCCCGGUCCUCCUGGAAUUGUGAUAAUAUUAGCCAAUAUCAGAUCACUAUUUCCAAUGCGCAACACGCAGGUAACAAUCAGGCUGUUCAUGUGUCUGGAGCCACGCCCCCUGGGAUGAAUGGAGUGAAGAGCGCCUCCAUAUCGGAUCUUCAGCCUGCUACGGAGUAUUGCGUAACAAUGAGUUUCCAGAGUAAUCGUGACCAGUACAGCCCUGAAUCGGAGCGGAGCUGUACUUCAACCCCAAAGACAACACCGUCCGCUCCGCGAAAUGUUCGGUUGAUCAGACGGACCAGCUCUAGCUUGACUCUUUCGUGGGAGAAGCCAUUUCGUCCUCCUACUGAAACAAUGAGGUACAAUCUAGGCAUUUGGAAAACCGACAGUCGAGAGUUUACAACAAAAAUUGGAAAGGAAGUGACGUCAGCAGCAGCUGUUGUUGCUCAUACUCUUGAAGAUCUUGACCCCUUUACAAAUUAUAGUAUUGAGAUCCGUGCUGUGAAUUCGGCUGGUGAUGGAGACCCAAGUGCUGUCUUUGUUGUUGCUACAGAAGAGGGUUUGCCGGGACCAAUUCAUAAUUUUCGAAAUAUUUCAAAGACAGCAACUUCUAUCGGUCUUAUCUGGGAGAGCUCGCCAUCUAGCAACGGACAGCUGCUGUCCUAUUUGUUGUCGUGUUUCCCUGUCGAGACUAUGUCUGCUGCUCCUGACCAGCGUCGCGAGGUCAAUGUCCGUCCUAGUGUCCACCGCCAUACAUUCAGUAACCUGGUACCAGCUACCAAGUACCUUUGUAGCAUCCACACAAGUACAAACAAGGGGCCCGGUCCAUCCACACGGAUAGCAGUCUGGACGAAACCGCUAGAUCCCAAGGACCCACCCAUACCGAACAUUAUGGAACACACUGAUACGACAGUAACUGUGAAGCUGACGGCGUCGAGCGACAAAACUAUUAGCUUUUACCGAAUGAUAGUUGAAAAUUUGAGUUCGGGACGUCUGACGAAAAGAAGCAUUCCAGACCGUGUCCGCCAUGUUGGUUCCGACUUUUACGAAGCCCGUGCCAAGGGAAUCGGGGCUUAUAUUGCAGCACAACUGACUGCUGACGAGUUAAAAGCCCCGUUCGUGGUUGGGGACAAUAAGACAUACCAUGGGUAUUACAACGCCCCUUUAGUACCUACUCAGAACUAUGACAUAUGGUACGGAGCCUUCUCUAACGUUGAUGGGACAUUACGGAAAUCGUUCUCUAAAGCUGAGCGUACAGUGGGUGUUGCUCUUAGUGUGGCCCCCGCCCCUGAGAGUAACCACGUGCCUGUCAUCAUUGUCGUCCUCGUCGCUUUUGUUAUCCUCAUCCUUGUAUUUGCACUUCUACUUUUCCUGUGGAGGAAACACCACCUAGCGUCUGAACGAGAGAAAGCGGAAAUGCCGAACUUCGGCCCAACUAUUGUUCCGGAACCGGAUACAUCAACCCCUUCAACACCUGUCGAUGAUAUUGAGGCAGAACCAUUAAUAGAACACAGUACUGGUACGGCUACAGAUGCUGAGAGCGAGCCUCUUUAUGGUAACACAGGUAUGGGCGUGUUCCCUGCAGUGAAGGUCGAGGAUCUGUGGGAUUACGUAAAACAGAACAAGGAGAAUGAGGCUGAGGGCUUACGUCGGGAAUACCGGCUGAUACCAGCCGGCCUGACUGCAAGUUGUGAAGUGGCUAAGAAAACAGAAAAUAAAAACAAGAACAGAUAUGGAAAUAUCAUUGCCUAUGACCACACAAGGGUUGUAAUUAAACCCGUGGCUAAUGAUAUAAACGAUGACUACACCAAUGCCAACUAUAUAGAUGGUUAUAAGAAAUCGAAGGCUUACAUCGCAGCGCAAGGACCAACAAAACCGACAAUAGACCAUAUAUGGAGAAUGGCGUGGCAAGAAAAAUCAAAGACAAUUAUAAUGCUGACAAACCCCACCGAAACGGGCAAGAAAAAAUGUGAGCAGUAUUGGCCUGAUACAGGAAAGGAGAUUUACGCUGGUAUAUUAGUAGAGCUUGUUGAUGUUGACCAUCUUCCUGAUUUCACAAUACGUACAUUCCAACUCUCUAAGGGUAACCAGUUUAGCGAGCUAAAACAAUAUCACUACACCACGUGGCCAGAUCACGGGGUACCCCGAUUCGGGAAUUCCUUGUUGUUAUUACGACAAAAAAUCCGGGCUUAUGACAACCUUGAUGCUGGUCCGCCGAUAGUACACUGCAGCGCUGGUGUUGGUCGGACCGGUACUUACAUCGCGGUGGACGUCAACCUUGACCAAGCAAAGAAUGAAGGCCUUAUAGACGUCCACAAUUUUGUCCAACAGAUGCGGACAAUGAGGGUCAAUAUGGUCCAGACACUGGAACAAUACAUGUUCGUUUACGAUGUCCUUCUGGAAGCCUUAAUAUGUGGAGACACAACAAUAACUCUCGAUUCAUAUCCAGACACCUUAUCAGAACUGCUGCAAUAUGAACAAAGUAUAGGGAAAACGAAACUAGAUGAACAGUACGAGGUACUUAAAUUAGUAACAAAUACAAUGGAGCGGGACGAAACGACAGUUGCUCUUCGUCCUGAGAACAUAUUCAAAAACAGAUGUAAAGUUAUUGUACCAGCGAACAGAUGCCGGCCAUAUCUGAUGACUCGGGUGGAGGAUUACAACGAUUACAUCAACGCCACCUUCCUCAACGGUUACCGACGUAAGGACGCGUACAUCGCAACCCAGAUGCCAAUGCCCAACACCGUGGUGGAUUUCUGGAGGAUGAUUUACGAUCACAAUUCUUACUGUAUCGUCAUGCUCAACGAGGUGGAUCCCCAUGACGAGAUGAUGGAACAAUACUGGACGUUAGAUACAUGUGGUGAAAAGUACGGACCGUUCAUUGUGGAGACAACUGCUGAGAUCAAAUCUGACCCCAGUAUAACAGUCCGAGACUUCACAGUCACAAAUACACAGAACCCCCAGGAGGUACCUCGAGUUGUGAGACAAUUUCACUUCCAUCGAUGGCCUGAAAUGAGUGUAAUUCCAAGCUCGAAAGCUGCUCUUCUCGAAUUGCUGGACCAAGUCGAGAUAUGGCAGAAGCAGAGUGGCAGCAGACCUGUCACCGUCCACUGUCUGGACGGUGCCACUCGCAGUGGGCUAUUUGUUGCCACGAGCUGUGUGUUGGAGAGGAUGAAAACUGAUCGGGAGGUGGAUGUUUUCCAGGCUAUUAAACAAUUGCGUUUGAACAGAACCCAGAUCAUUGACUGUCUGGAGCAGUAUAGGUUCUGCCACGAAAUAGCUCUGGAGUAUCAUGCAACACUUAGCGCGCUGACGACAUUUUCCUGACACGGUGAACAAGAGUCUUCACUGUAAUAUCUGCUGUGUAGUCACUCAGUGGUGAUAUAUGUCUACAUCAGAGCUACUGUACUUGUACACAACGUACUUACCACACGUGUGAACAUGUGUGCACGUGUGUAGACGUCAAAGUUGCGACCUCUCUAGACAAUGACGAUUUUAGACAAUGGUGAUGACCGCAUGUUGAAGUGCAAUUGUAGAACGCAUUGUCGCAGAAAGCGCGAGCAGACGAUUAAUAACUAUAUAGAAAUAAAUUUUCCACUUGAUGAAGACAUCCGGUUUUUGCCGUGAUUGUCACAUUGUAGAUCUUUUUGGUAGAUCUUUUGGUAUUGUGACGUAUAUCAAAAACUUUUUCUACAAACGAAAGCUCAAUGAUGAUGGCUGUGAAAGUGUAGAGAAUUACAGCCAGUAGCAAGAUGGGCAAACAGCAGAACAACACUUUAUCCACGUGUGGAACAUGGAGUGAUGCCAUCUCUGCAAUUCCUAUUCCACUUCGUUACAUUUUCAUCGAGAAAAUGAACAAUUAUAAGGAAAUUUUCCAGUCGGAUGGCUCAUACACUACUACAAAGCAAAGAGAAAUCAAAGUGUUGUGAACAGACCAUAUGAUGUAAGGCAGAUCAAACACGAAUCUGUCAAACUACAAAAUUGACGGUGCUAAAAUAUAUUGUAGUAACGGAAAACCAUAAGUUUGAACAAGGUAUGAGUGGAUUGAUUGCUACACACUGACCAACACAAACGAUGCGAGGAUGUAUUAUAAACGCCUAAUGUAACAGACAAUAGGGUAGGGUAUAGACAAGUGAUAUAACAGACGGUGAGAGAUGGGGUAUAUUAUAGACAUAUUAUUAGUAAUUAUACCAAAUACAGCUCGUUACAAACACCAGUUUUAUGCUUCUAAAUCGACCUUGAUAUCUAUGACAUAUAAUUCACUGAUGAAGCAUCUCUCAUCUUCUGAUAUAGAAAAGGAAACGGACAACAACUGCUGAUAGCAAGAGUAAAAUGUAAUUGAUAUCAUAUUUUUACAGACAUCAUGCAUAUUAAAUAUGUUUUAACGAAUAUGUUCGUUAACUGUGAUAUGAGAAUAUAUUUAUGUAUACGCACUAGUAUGUAUAAUAUUGUGAUGUCUGUAUACCGACACAGGGUUAACAGUGUCCCCUUAGUCUGUCUGUAUACCGACACAGGGUUAACAGUGUCCCCUUAGUCUGUCUGUAUACCGACACAGGGUUAACAGUGUUCCCCUCAGUCUGUCUGUAUACCGACACAGGGUUAACAGUGUUCCCCUUAGUCUGUCUGUAUACCCACACAGGGUUAACAGUGUCCCCUUAGUCUGUCUGUAUACCGACACAGGGUUAACAGUG
Molecule: messenger RNA, 6203 nt
Organism: Ylistrum balloti
Lineage: Eukaryota; Metazoa; Mollusca; Bivalvia; Pectinida; Pectinidae
Product: receptor-type tyrosine-protein phosphatase S-like
Exons: 34
Coding region: 1-4839 (1612 amino acids)
Biological process (GO): protein dephosphorylation
Molecular function (GO): protein tyrosine phosphatase activity; protein binding
Source: RefSeq, a predicted model, not a curated record